AUGUCAACCUCCAAGACAAACCUCCUCGACCAGGAGGAUCCUAUUGACUCCCCACCAGCCUACGAUGACACAAAACCAACACCAACCCGGGCCCUCCCACGCCCACCACCACUCUCCCUCCCCGCGCUCAACGACCUCCGCAACAAACGAGUAAUCCUCGCAUCCCAAUCCCCCCGCCGACGCCAAAUAAUCGCAUUCCUCGGCCUUCCCAAUCUAGAAAUCAUCCCCUCAAACGCAGAAGAGGACCUCCCCAAAUCCCUCGGCCCAGUGGAAUACGUUCUAGCAACAGCAACAAAGAAAGCGCAAGCAGUCUACGCACAAGAAAUCGACAACGAAAUCAAAGGCGAACCAAGCCUGAUCAUAGCAGCUGAUACGAUUGUCGUCGAUGUAACAACGGAAACCAUUCUUGAGAAACCGCGCUCAGAAGCGCACCAUUUCUCUAUGCUCCGGGCUCUUCGCGACGCUCGCGAUCACAAAGUCUAUACUGCUCUUGUUCUUAUGGCGCCGUUGGCUAGUGCGCGACAGCCUGGGUAUGCGAUGGAGACGGUUGUGGAGGAGACGAAUGUGCGGUUUGAUGGGGAUGUGACGGAUGAUUUGCUUAUGGCUUACGUGAAGACGAGAGAGGGAGCGGAUAAGGCGGGUGGGUAUGGAUUGCAGGGGCUUGGGUCCAUUCUCGUGGAAAAGAUUGAGGGAACUUAUGAUAAUGUUGUUGGAUUGCCGCUGAAGUCAACUUUGAAGCUUAUUGAGACUGUUAUGCAGAAGGCUGAUGAUGAGGAUCGGUUGGAGGGGGAUCCGCUUUUGGAGUUGGAUGAGGAGGAUGAGGAUGAGUGA
This is a messenger RNA of Penicillium odoratum, 831 nucleotides long. Its product is annotated as nucleotide diphosphatase. The transcript has a single exon. Bases 1 to 831 code for a protein of 276 amino acids. Gene Ontology annotation, molecular function: nucleoside triphosphate diphosphatase activity. Lineage: Eukaryota; Fungi; Ascomycota; Eurotiomycetes; Eurotiales; Aspergillaceae. The record is from RefSeq and is a predicted model, not a curated record.